AUAACGACAUCGUUUGUAUCUACGAUUCUCAUAUUUCGCCUAUUUGCAUGGGUGUGCCACGUGGCAUAUGCAGAAGUUGCCAGUGAACGAGUUUUUCUCACUACAUCAAUGUCACCAAAACCGAAUGCGAAAAGAAGAUAAAAGAAAAAACAGCAAACAAAAACAGAUCACGAGAAAAAGAAAACGAUGAAGAAGAUGAAGCACUUGUCCUCCAUUGCAAACGACGUCGUUCUUAGAUGCUCACAGGAACUAGAGUCAACCAUUGAGAAAAUGGUGGAAGAGUUUGAAUGUCAAUGGAAGCCUGGAACGGAAGGUACUUACUCGAGGAAGUUUGUGGAAUUUUGCAACUCAAAAAUGAUGAGUCGGCUUUGUGACCAAAACAUACCUGAGAGAAUCAAAGAUGGUUCUUUUACUCGUCUCACGUUCGAUAUGAUGCUUGCGUGGCAACAGCCUGAUGCACAUGACAAUGAUUCUCAUUUGGAAGCAGUAGGUAAGGAGAGUGAAGACAAGAGGAUUCAAUCAACCUUAUCCCCAGAGCAAGAUGACAUCUCUCUUUUUUAUUCAGACAUCAUGCCGCUUCUCGCUGAUCAUGAACCAAGUGUUGGUGAAGAUGCAUUUGUCUAUUUGGGCUCAAUCGUGCCUCUCCCCGUCGAUGUCAUCAACGGAAGAUACACGUUUGAGACUCUAACGGCUCCUACCGGCCACCAACUUCACUUCCCGGCUUACGAUAUGUUUGUCAAAGAAAUACACAAGUGUAUGAAGCAUUUGCAAAAGCAAGCAAAACCUAAAGGGGUCGAGUUAGCGGAUGAUGAAGUUAUACUGCAUGUUGAAGGAACAAUGGCUUCACAAAGAGUGGUUCGCCACAUUAAAGAAACAAGCUGGCCAGGUAGGAUUACUUUGACAAACUAUGCACUAUACUUUGAAGCCGCGGGAAUUAUAAACUAUGAAGAUGCUCUUAAGAUAGAUCUUACCAAAGACAAUGCAAAUUCUGCAAAGCCUAUUUCCACUGGUCCAUGGGGUGCCCCUCUUUUUGACAAGGCCAUUAUCUACGAGUCUCCCGAUCUUGAGGAUGGAAUUGUCUUGGAGUUUCCAGAGAUGACAAGCUCAACGAGACGAGAUCAUUGGCUUAUGCUUGUUAAGGAGAUAGCAUUAAUGCAUCAGUUCUUGAGGAAAUACAAUGUUGAAUCUCCCUUACAAGCAUGGGAAGUCCAUUCAAGAACAAUCUUGGGAAUCGUACGGUUGCAUGCAGCCCGUGAAAUGCUGAGAAUUUCGCCUCCAGAUCCAAAAAAGUUUUUAAUAUUUAGUUUAUUUGAGGAAGUUCCUAAGGGGGACUUCGUACUAGAAGAGCUCGCAGAGAUUAGUCUAAAGAUGAGUACUACCAAAAACCCGUGUAGUGCUAGCUCUAUAUUGAGGAAUAUGAACAUGGAACAGCUUGGUAACUUAUUAAAAGAAGAGGGAGAAGAUAAGUGUAAGGAGAAGGAGGAAGUGAUUGACAAAGAAGAAAUGCUUGCGUCCCUUGAAAGUGCUGUGAAUCAAUCGAGAGAAGAGGGAAUGGAGAUUGAAAAGGCCAAAGCUACGACAACGAAGCUCGAAGAAGAAGGGAUUAGUGAAAGUGUAGCAGUUCUUAUGGAAUUGAUGAAGCCACUACAAGACGCAUUGCCAUGGUUUCAAGAAGUGCUUUAUUGGAAAAGGCCUUCUCGUACGCUUUUCAUUUUAGCCAUUACCAUUUUCACCGUCUACAAGGAAUGGAUUGGUAAGGCUAUAGCUGCUUGCUUAAUAUGGGUGGUGGUUAAAAUGGCUCAGACUAGAAAUAAGAUGGUCCACAAGAAAAGUGAGGAUACGGUAACAGUGAGCACCGAAUCGGACCAAACAGUGACCGAGAGCAUUGUGUCGGCUCAAUAUGGUGUAAUAAGAGUACACCAGCUGAUGCAGCAUGUCAACGUCACCAUCAUGAAGUUACGGUCCAUAUAUACCUCCAAAGCUAGCAAGCAUGCAAGCAUGGUGAUGGGGUCGAUGAUAGUGUUGGCGAGCUUCUUUGCGGUGGUGCCGUUCAAGUUGGUCAUCAUAUCUGGUAUAGUAUAUUGCUUUGUAAUGACAUCGCCUAUCGGAAAAAUGAUGAGCAACGAUCAGAGUAACCGGAGAAUGAAGGAGUGGUGGGAUUCCAUACCCAUUGUUCCCGUUCGUGUACUUGACUCUUCUUCUUCCAAGUAGUUCACUUGAUACGAGAUACUAGAAGCUAAUAGAGAAAAUAAUGUUUAAAACAGAGUUUUGUUUUGUAAAAUAUUUGCAAACAUAAUACUAUAUGUCACUACAAUUAUAGUAACAAAUAAAUCAG
Messenger RNA from Eutrema salsugineum, 2335 nucleotides. RefSeq lists its product as uncharacterized. The transcript is spliced from 10 exons. Lineage: Eukaryota; Viridiplantae; Streptophyta; Magnoliopsida; Brassicales; Brassicaceae. The annotation marks the transcript as partial. The record is from RefSeq and is a predicted model, not a curated record.